Molecule: messenger RNA, 18436 nt
Organism: Coregonus sp. 'balchen'
Lineage: Eukaryota; Metazoa; Chordata; Actinopteri; Salmoniformes; Salmonidae
Source: the annotation of a GenBank genome assembly
GCCUGUCACAUAAGUGGGCGGUUCAUAUCAGUGUCGGUUGUUGAUGGUGGAGGCUUAGUCGCACAGCUUUUUCAGCGAUGUUUAUCCCUAGUUUACAGGAAGACAUGCACCAUUUUAAACCGAAUCGACACAGGCUCUACACAACGAGAUGCUGUGGUUGUUGCCAUGUCAGGACGGGAACCAUCAUUCUCGGCACAUGGUACAUGGUACGUACAAAUGCCAUGUUCGCCUGGCUUUUUAGAUUGCGCUAGGUAAAGUUAACUAGCUAGUGUUAGCUUCUUUGCGGUAAUGUUGCAGUACCCCCUCGUUGCCACUGUACUGUCGAGUGAAGGCCAUUGUGCUAGCUACCAAAAAGCUAAACCGAAGACAAUCUUUGUCAAGAAAGUCACUUUGAUAUAUGAUGCGUGCCCUACUUUGGCAACGUUAUAUAUGUGGAAUUUGCUAUAUUAGCACUAACGUUAUCGGAUAGCUAGCUAGCUAACUAGUGAUCAACUUUACCUUAGGGACGUUCAGCUCCCCCCGGUGCACAUCGGGUGGUGUUGAAUGUUCUAAAGUUGGCUAACUGUUACCAGCAUGUCAGGUAACAGUAAUGUUAGGGUAAAUCCAUUUUAAUUCAAUCACUUUUUGACCGCAUCCCUUUUGAUUUAAACAAAACUUUCCAUACAUGUUUGCCUAUGGAAGAAGUGGUCAGAAAGGGACAUUACGGACCAUUUAGGAGAUAAAGGUAGGGAAGUCAAACAUUCAUGCUGCUGCACCAGACCGGUCUCAUAGACUAGAUGUAACAUAGUAAACGUAAAUCAGGGACACUGAAAUUAGUAUAAAAUGUUAUGUUUGGUAUAGUUACUUAAAACAAAAGAAGGAUGGGUGGGUGGGCGUAUAACGUGUGUUCGAAUGUCAUCACAGACAAUUUUGCUAAUUAGCAACUUUGCAACUACUUACUAAGAAUGUUAGCAAACCCUUCCCCUAACUCUUUAAUCUAACUCUGAACCUAAACCCCUAACCCUAACCCCUUGUGCUAGCAAACAUUAGCGUUAGCCACCUAGCUAACGUUAACCACAACAAAUUGGAAUUCCUAAUAGAUCAUAGGAUUUGAAAAUUCGUAACAUUGUACUAAUUACAAUUCUUAACAUAUCUUACGAAACGGAUGAUGGACAUCCAAAAAUUAGCAAAUACAAUACGAAAUGUUACAUAUCAUACUAAAUGGAGUGUCUCGUAUUUAUGUACAGAAUAAUACGAAAUGCUCGGAGACCACGUUGGCUGCACACACUAGCCCAAAGGCUUGCAGAUGGCGAUAUUGAGUCGUUUCCAUUUUACCGUCCAAACGCAUUGUAUGCAGACAGAAAUACACUCGUAUCCCCUGUGGACCGGUUCGUACCUAAAACAUUCUCCAUUCAGGCUGCAAAGGUGUACAUUUCCUCCUUAACUAGAUUUAAUGGCGAGAAGGCAGGGGAAAAAACUGGGAAAAUAUGCAUACUUUCUUUAUGAAACACCAUUUUCCACGACCAUUGGUGGCUAAUGCCUAGGAAUGCUAGUCGCGGAUGUUGCGCAUCGCGAUCAGCCAAUCAGGUUGCAGCAGUCUGUUUACCCCUGGCUGAACGCAGGGCGCAACAUCAGGAAGUAGCAUUAGCCACUAGCAUGGUGGUGGGAAAUGGUGUUUCGUAAGAAAGUACGCAUAUUUUCCUGCCUUCUCACAAUUAAAUGCACUUAAAGAGGAAAUCGAUGCCUUUGCAGCCUAAAUGGAGAAUGUUUUAGGUACAAACCGGUCCACGGGGGAUAUGAGUGUAUUGCCGGCUGCAUACAAUGCGUUUGGAUGGUAAGAUGAAACGUCAAUAUCGCCAUCUGCUGGCCUCUCUAAAUCAAAUCAAAUAAAAUGUUAUUGGCCACAUGCGCCGAAUACAACAGGUGUAGACAUUACAGUGAAAUGCUUACUUACAGCCCUUAACCAACAAUGCAUUUAUUUUUUAAUAAAAAUAGUAAAAUAAAAUAACAAAAAAGUGUUGAGAGAAAAAAUAAAUAAUAAUAACAGUAGGGAGGCUAUAUAUACAGGGGGGUACCGGUGCAGAGUCAAUGUACGGGGGCACCGGCUAGUUGAGGUAAUAUGUACAUGUGGGUAGAGUUAAAGUGACUAUGCAUAAAUAAUUAACAGAGUAUCGUAAAAAGAUGGGGUGGGGGGGCAGUGCAAAUAGUUCGGGUAGCCAUGAUUAGCUGUUCAGGAGUCUUAUGGCUUGGGGGUAGAAGCUGUUGAGAAGUCUUUUGGACGUAGACUUGGUACUCAGCUACCGCUUGCCGUGCGGUAGCAGAGAGAACAGUCUAUGACUAGGGUGGCUGGAGUCUUUGACAAUUUUGAGGGCCUUCCUCUGACACCGCCUGGUAUAGAGGUCCUGGAUGGCAGGAAGCUUGGCCCCAGUGAUGUACUGGGCCGUACGCACUACCCUCUGUAGUGCCUUGCGGUCGGAGGCCGAACAGUUGCCAUACCAGGCGGUGAUGCAACCAGACAGGAUGCUCUCGAUGGUGCAGCUGUAUAAUAUUUUGAGGAUCUGAGGACCCAUGCCAAAUCUUUUCAGUCUCCUGAGGGGGAAUAGGCUUUGUCGUGCCCUCUUCACGACUGUCUUGGUGUGUUUGGACCAGGAUAGUUCGUUGGUGAUGUGGACACCAAGGAACUUGAAGCUCUCAACCUGUUCCACUACAGCCCCGUCGAUGAGAAUGGGGGCGUGCUCAGUCCUCUUUUUUUCCUGUAGUCCACAAUCAUCUCCUUUGUCUUGGUCACGUUGAGGGAGAGGUUGUUAUCCUGGCACCACACGGCCAGGUCUCUGACCUCCUCCCUAUAGGCUGUCUCAUCGUUGUCGGUGAUCAGGCCUACCACUGUUGUGUCGUCGGCAAACUUAAUGAUGGUGUUGGAAUCGUGCCUGGCCAUGCAGUCAUGAGUGAACAGGGAGUACAGGAGGGGACUGAGCACGCACCCCUGAGGGGUCCCCGUGUUGAGGAUCAGUGUGGCAGAUGUGUUGUUACCUACCCUUACCACCUGGGUGCGGCCCGUCAGGAAGUCCAGGAUCCAGUUGCAGAGGGAGGUGUUAAGUCCCAGGAUCCUUAGCUUAGUGAUGAGCUUUGAGGGCACUAUGGUGUUGAAUGCUGAGCUGUAGUCGAUGAAUAGCAUUCUCAGUAGGUGUUCCUCUUGUCCAGGUGGGAAAGGGCAGUGUGGAGUGCAAUAGAGAUUUGCAUCAUCUGUGGAUCUGUUGGGGCGGUAUGCAAAUUGGAGUGGGUCUAGGGUUUCUGGGAUAAUGGUGUUGAUGUGAGCCAUGACCAGCCUUUCAAAGCACUUCAUGGCGACAGACGUCAGUGCUACGGGUCGGUAGUCAUUUAGGCAGGUUAUCUUAGUGUCCUUGGGCACGGGGACUAUGGUGGUCUGCUUGAAACAUGUUGGUAUUACAGACUCAGUCAGGGACAUGUUGAAAAUGUCAGUGAAGACACUUGCCAGUUGGUCAGCACAUGCUCGGAGUACACGUCCUGGUAAUCCGUCUGGCCCUGCUGCCUUGUGAAUGUUGACCUGCUUAAAAGUCUUACUCACAUUGGCUAUGGAGAGCGUGAUCACAUAGUCAUCCGGAACAGCUGGUGCUCUCAUGCAUGCUUCAGUGUUGCUUGCCUCGAAGCAAGCAUAGAAGUGGUUUUGCUCGUCUGGAUGUCUUGUGUCACUGGGCAGCUCGCGGCUGUGCUUCCCUUUGUAGUCUGUAAUAGUUUUCAAGCCCUGCCACAUCCGACGAGCGUCAGAGCCGGUGUAGUACGAUUCAAUCUUAGUCCUGUACUGACUCUUUGCAUGUUUGAUGGUUCGUCGGAGGGCAUAGCGGGAUUUCUUAUAAGCGUCCGGGUUAGAGUCCCGCUCCUUGAAAGCGGCAGCUCUACCCUUUAGCUCAGUGCGGAUGUUGCCUGUAAUCCAAGGCUUCUGGUUGGUGUAUGUACGUACGAUCACUGUGGGGACGACGUCAUCGAUGCACUUAUUGAUGAAGCCAGUGACUGAUGAGGUGUACUCCUCAAUGCUAUCUGAAGAAUCCCGGAACAUGUUCCAGUCUGUGCUAGCAAAACAGUCCUGUAGCUUAGCAUCUGCGUCAUCUGACUACAUUUUUAUUAACCGAGUCACUGGUGCUUCCUGCUUUAGUUUUUGCUUAUAAGCAGGAAUCGGGAGGAUAGAGUUAUGGUCAGAUUUGCCAAAUGGAGGGCGAGGAAGAGCUUUGUAUGCGUCUCUGUGUGUGGAGUAAAGGUCGUCUAGAGUUUUUUUUUUUCCUCUGGUUGCACAUUUAACAUGCUGGUAGAACUGAUUUAAGUUUCCCUGCAUUAAAGUCCCCGGCCACUAGGAGCGCUGCCUCUGGAUGAGUGUUUUCCUGUUCACUUAUGGCCUUAUACAGCUCAUUCAGUGCAAUCUUAAUGCCAGCAUUGGUUUGUGGUGGUAAAUGGACAGCUAUGAAAAAUAUAGAUGAAAACUCUCUUGGUAAAUAGUGUGGUCUACAGAUUAUCAUAAGAUACUCUACCUCAGGCGAGCAAAACCUCGAGACUUCCUUAGUAUUUGAUUUUGUGCACCAGCUGUUGUUUACAAAUAUGCACAGACCGCCACCCCUUGUCUUACCGGAGUCAGCCGUUCUAUCCUGCCAAUGUACAGUGAGAGGAAAAAAGUAUUUGAUCCCCUGCUGACAAAGAAAUUAUCAGUCUAUAAUUUUAAUGGUAGGUUAAUUUGAACAGUGAGAGACAGAAUAACAACAAAAAAAUCCAGACAAAUGCAUGUCAAAAAUGUUAUAAAUUGAUUUGCAUUUUAAUGAGGGAAAUAAGUGUUUGACCCCCUCUCAAUCAGAAAGAUUUCUGGCUCCCAGGUGUCUUUUAUACAGGUAACGAGCUGAGAUAAUAUAUCAUAUUGAAAUACAUUUCAUGUUCAAUCAAUCGAUUUCUAUUUAGCUACUUGUAGGCUACGGUCUGUAAUUUCUCAAUAUAUUGCAUGAUGAGUAGCCUAACGUGCGCAAUUAUGUGCCGAAUCUGUGAUUUAGUGAAUUUUUAUUGGGUAGGCAUUCGAAUAAGCCGCCUCAAUAUUUGCAGUGGUAGGUGGUAAUAGGAGCUGAUCCGUCGUCAGUAUUGUGAAAUGACUGUAAUUUUAAACUAAGAUUUGAAUGGAGAAAGCUAAUCUGAGAGCAGUGCUCCCUUUCUUUCGAUAUUAUCAGUAUCAACAGUAGGGGUGUGCCAACAUGACCAUACUCGUAAUCAUAUCCGUAAAUGACAGUUGAUAAUCGGAUGACAUUCGUGAUUGUAAAAAACUGAAGUGUUUUAAUAUGCCUAAGUAGAUGUUGGCAAAAUACCUCCCUCCACAUUCUCACUGCAAAAAAACCUGCAGAUUAGGAGCAGUGUGCAAAGGGGGGUGUGUGUGUCCUCAAUUUGCAGCUUGUCCUCAGUUUGCAGCGGGUGAGAAACUGACAUGCAGCCCUUCUCUUUACUGACAGCCAAACUAGCCAGUUGCGCUAUUUAGACCACGUAGAACCUUGCACAUGACUGACUGAAAUGAGAAAGAUGCGUGCUGGCACCCGAAAAGUACAAACAGAUCUAGGACCAGGCUAUGUAUUCAAGGACAUAGUGUAACAAUGCCUUUCUCUCUCUCCAGGUGGUGAACCUGUUGAUGGGCAUCCUGCUGACUGUGGCCGUGACCCACCCAGAUAAUGUGCCCACUGUCGACUUGCAGUAUGAGGUCAUUGAGCACUACUUUAGCCACACCUUCCAAGGAGAGGGGAAUGUCCUAAAGGGUUAGUUUAUCUAAUCUUCAUGUGUGGCUCAUGUUCAACUUGAGUUGUCUAUGAAAGCCAGUAGUGACCGCAUCCACAAUAAUCGCUACAGGCAGUAGCUGGCAUGAUUUAGCAUCGUCCCCCGACUAUUAUAAUAUUUGUUAACAUUUCCCAUAUACUGGUACCUCAUGGCUGUCCCGCACUCACUCAUACACACACACAGACGUGACGUAAAUGUAGACAGGGCAAUCCCCUUCUCAUUCAUCAUUGCUAACUAUCACCAAAUGCCUGCUUCUUUAACCUAUUUAGCCCAAUACGGACUGUUUUAGCUAGAGCUCUUAUCUUGUCGCAGGCCCAAACCUUGUAAAACCAGGGAUUUAAUACAUAACCCGGAGCUGGACAGAGCUGGGCCCGGUUACCCAAAAGCAUCUUAAGGCUAAGUUCAUCAUUUAUAACCUUUGUAGGAGCAUCUUUAAAUCACAGAGCUGUUUCUCAAAACCUUAGUUAUUAACGGUGCACUUGAAAACGCUCGUAGUCUAACGCCUGCCUUAGACUACUCGUAGAACAGCUAAGUGCGUUGCUAGAUUAUUAUUUUUUUGCCCUCCCGCGUCGCUUUAUACACAGAUCUCUGCUAAACAUAGAAUCACAUGGUUUAUCAGUCUCUCUGUGAACGCUGAUUACUUCAGAACAAAGUUUACUACAAAUACGAAGUUGCCAAUGUCUUUGCAGUUGACACAAACAAGCUACAUAUAAAUGGAUGCUUUAAAUGAAAACAGAGAUGAUGGCAUUACAAUAUAAACAGUAGGCUAUAGGCCUAUUUCAAUUAUUGAAAUACAUUUAAUGUUAAAUAAAUUAAGUUCUAUUUUGAUACUUUUAGACUUCUGUUUGUAAUUUGUCUCAAUAUAUUUCAUGAUGUGUAACCUAACAUGUGCACAAUGAUGUGCCAAAUCGGUGAUUUAGUGCAUUUGUAUUGGGUAAGCAUUAGAAUAAGUCGCCUCAAUAUUUGCAGCCGUAGGAGCUGAUCCGUUGUCAGUAUUGUGAAAUAAUUCUCAUUUUAAGGUACGAUUUGAAUGGACAAAGCUGAUCCGAGAGCAGUGCGCCCUUUCUUUCGAUCCUAUCAGUAUCGACACAUGCUUCAACGAUGCACUUAACGACCGUUCUGCGUGGCGUUUUGGGAAACGCAUCUUCGGCCAAUGUAGGAGAGAUGCAUUGUUAAAACACUCCUAAGCCUAAAUUCUAUCGCUAUCGGGAAACCGGGCCCAGUGCUGUGCACUCUGUGGUUGGCUGGCUGUUUUGGUGUUUAGUUGGCUCGGUCACAGGGAAGGGGGGUUGGUGCGCUAUGUAAAUCCUAGCUUUGAUACAAUGUCAGCAUUCAGCGGACUGAUUGGGCUGUUAUCAAAGCCUGGCACUGCUGUGGCUCCAUCAGUGCCAGUUCUAGUCGGCCUCUUCCCACUUAGUUACCAUGUUUAAGAAGGAGAUUGUGAGCCAGAGUUUGGCGUCUACUCAUCCGAUUUCACCCUGCAGUAGUGGUUCAAAAUCCCCGGUCCAACACUUUCAAUGCUGUCCAUCCCUUUCAAUGUUUCCCACCUACUGUCUAAAUAAAGUCCACAAAAUAAAAGUAUAUUGUUUACAGACAAAAUAUGAGGGACUGAACCUCAUGAGGGACUAAACCGCUGUGACCUACAUUCUGAUAUUUUAGUGAUAUCAAAGUAGAAGGUGUGGAAGAAGAGGGCCCUCUUCGAAUACCUGAGAAAUCAACGGCUUCCUGCACAGCUUAAGAGUGACUGUCUGAAUAAUAAAGCGGGAGAGCCUUGGGACUGAACCACACAUGCCUCUCCUCAAUCACUUAAUCAUUCCCCAGCCUAGCACGAGGCCAUGAGCGGUCAGAAGCAGACGGCAGGCCUAUUCAUUAGCCUAGCGUAGCUUGCGUUGUCGUCUUCACUGAUUACCGAGUGCCUGAGCGGGAGAAACUAAGGGCUCCCCAAAGCAAGCUAAUGCUAAAAGAGAGCGAGUUGAAAGGCAACCACGCAGCCCCGGAGAUGCUCCAGUUACACACAAAUCAAUUAGGCCUCAGUAGUAGUGCUCUCACUCGACAGUUAUAUGAAUGCACUCUGUGUGGCCCUACCGUGGGAUGCAAGUGGCUCAGACCGGGCGGUCAUGUUGGCCCGAAACAACUGAUGCAGAAUAACACUAUUAAAUUAAAGAUAAUUCAACAUUUGGGCUCAUGUUUUUGAGAUUAGAUUUUUCUCCCAAAAGCCUCUGACUGACAUUAUUUUCCAAGACUUAGACCAAGUUUUUGGGUUUGUACUUCAAUACAAAAGUAUUUUACCCUAUUGAAUGUCUUUGUCUAUCUGUGUGCUUAUAGAGAAUGCCUGUGUGGGAUUCGCCAUCUCUCUGCUGAUGCUCACUAUCAGCGCCAUGAUGGUCUAUGGAGCCAUUACUGUAAGUGUCUAUCCUUCUGAUUUGUUUGUCUGUGUUAGCGUGUUUUCAUCCACAUCCUGUCCACAAUGGAAUUUACGACAAUUACACAUUCUUGAGUCACUCCUCAACAUAUUUGCUCAGGGGUGGGAAAAUAACCCCCCUGCAUAAUCUUUCAUCCUGACUACUCUCUUGGUUUGUUAUGCAAAUGUGUGCUCCUAAAUACACAUGCAUGAAAGCCUUGCUUUCCUACUUUUGGUCGCGGCUAUUCUAAACCUUGAAUACAAAUUAAAUUAACGUGUAAAAGCAGGCUGACGACAAAUACCCCUGGAGGAGUGGGUAAAAUAGGAGGUUGAAAAUAUAUUGUUAUCAUUGAACCUCAACCAUUAUGAAAGAAAGCGGACUGAAACAGGGAGGAACUGCCUGGAGUUGUCUAAUAAGAAACACUCAUUUUGAGUUUUCCGUUGCAAAAUGUUUUAAAACGAUAUGUGCCCUAAUGAACACAACUCGGGUGGCAGUCCCUUGUUAGGUCCUGGUGUCUGAAAGGACCAUUUCUAAUGUAUUUAAUGCUUUUUCAGCAAUGGACAUUGACCAAUAACAGACUCACUGCAUGCAAACUCCUUGCUUGUGCAUUCAACUGGCCCCACCAGGGCAAGCAGAAUGUUUGCUACACAACGUUGCUCUAACGAUAUCGUGUUUACCUCACCAGGUUCUGUCUGAUGGGCAUCCACACUGACAGGUUUGAUGGCUAUGUGACGUGGACCCGACUAGAUCUGCUAGUUUAAAUGGCGAUUCACAGCUAACGCAUGACGUCUCGUCGAGGUUCUGCGUAAGCAGUCUUUUUAAGUGUGAGCGACGAGCAUUAUGCCUUAGCUGUGACUACAAGCUAUUAGGUUACCCUUGUUGAUGCCCUGUAUUCAGUGUUCACUGUGACAGAGUAGUUCCAUUGCUGUCGGUAGCCUCCCCUGCUAAAUACCCAGUCAUGAUGACCUAAGCACAGACGUGCAGUGCCUUCAGAAAGAAUUCACACCCCUUUUACUUUUUCCACAUUUUAUUGUGUUAUAGCCUGAAUUUUAAAAAGGAUUAAAUUGAGAUUGUGUGUCACUGGCCUACACACAAUACCCAUAAUGUCAAAGUGGAAUCAUGUUUUCAGAAAUGUUUUAACAAGUCACAUAAGUUGCAUGGAUUCAUUCUGUGUGCAAUAAUGGUGUUUAACAUGAUUUUUGAAUGACUACCUCAUCUCUGUAAGGUCCCUCAGUUGAGUAGUUAAUUUCAAAGACAGGUUCAACCACAGACCUGGGACGUUUUCCAAUGCCUUGCAAAGAAGCACCUAUUGGUAAAUGUGUAAAUAAAUUAAAAAAGCAGACAUUGAAUAUCCCUUUGAGCAUGGUGAAGCUAUUAAUUAGACUUUGGAUGGAUCAACAACAUUGUAGUUAGUCCACAUUAUUAACCGAAGUGACAGAGUGAAAAGAAGGAAGCCUGUACAGGAUACAAAAUAUUCCAAAACAUGCAUCAUGUUUGUAAGGUACUAAAGUAAUACUGAAUAAAAUAUGGCAAAGAAAUUAACAUUAUGUCCUGAAUACUGUUACGUUCCCCAGCAAGAAAACAAAAUGUUGCUCAAAUAGAAGGGGGAACUAACAAAUAGUCACGGACAACAACCAGGAGUGGUUCUAAUAGACACUCAUGAGGGUGUCCACUGAAAGUUGCAUAGCAACAACAACUGGGACCUAAAAGACGCCCACUAAAUUUGCCAACUAAGAGGCAAACAAAAGAAAAAUCCACACCAAACUUAAAGACAGGAAGUGGACCAAAAAGUUUAGCAAAAUGAAAAACAGGGAAGAUCAGACAAAGGAAUGUUUUUCUAGAAAUCAAAUGGGGAUAGCCAACUAAAGGUGUUGACCCUCCACAUCUCUCAAGGCAACUGGAUCACUGGGCCAGCACAGGGGAAACACCUUCGGACUAACGAGGUGACACCAAUCGGUGCGCCCUAUGUGCUAACGUGUUAAAAGUCCAACCUCAAAACAUAAAUGGGAAAACCAAAACCUGUAACAAUACCAAAAAAUCUAUUUAACCCAUUUUUAAUUCAGGCUUUAACACAAUAAAUGUGGAAUAAGUCAAGGGGUGUGAAUACUUUCUGAAGGCACUGUACAUAGAAACCUUUUUGAUUUUGUGACAUCCUCAACAUUGCUUAGUACCCAACAUUUAGAUUAGGCUUUUGCUAGGGCUACAUAUGCCCCUUGCUUGACAAACCACCUGACGAACUCUAGUGAAAUGGCCAUCCCUUUCACACAUUUGUUUAGUAAUGUGUGUGGUUUUCCCUUCCUCCCCCCGUAGCAUCGUGACGGCUGGCUUAUCCCGUUCUUUUGCUACCAGCUCUUUGACUUUGCUCUGAGUUGCCUGGUAGCCAUCAGCUCACUCACCUACCUGCCCAGGAUAAAGGACUACAUAAAGGAGCUGGUGAGUCAGUCUAGUCCACCACCACUGCCUGUCAGCUAGUCUCACAAAUCAGGAUUAUGAAGUUAACCAGAAGUUUUGUUGUGAAUGUUUUAUUCUUAACAAUUAAUAACGGGAACAAUUUAUAUUAUAUGAUAACCAGCGGACUUUAUUGUGAUACAACAACAAAAAUCUGCUAUAAACCAGUUAACUUAAAUAAACAUCCAGUUUCCUGGUUAAAGCACAAUCAAGUGGUGAGGAGGAGCUCCGCGGACCCUUACACUUAAGCUCCACUAUAAGCGAUGCGUUGCUUUACCAUCAGCGUUGUCAAUGUGACGUUCUACCUGCUACACAGAGCACAUUGUUUUGAGAGUGAAUGAGCAGAGUGGAAGAGCAUCUUUAUAAAAAAAUGUACUGUACUGUAACAUAUUUAUCUAUUAUAUGUAAGUACAAUGGCUUUGGUCCAGUUUUCCGCAAGUACUCUUAAAUUGUUUCUAGUGGUUGUAUUAAAUAUCCUCUAAUUACACAUGUUGCUUUUGUUUACAUUGUGAACAUAGCAGAAACUCUAGCUAGCUACAUUGACUAACUAGUAGCUUCUUGACAUCAUAAAUCUUAGUAAAAUAGCCAGUGGUGUCUAGUGGGGGCCGUUAUGCAACCAAAAUCUACUUUAUUUCAAUUCACAAGAUAGAAUGAACGUGCGUCAGCAGUCAAAAUUGGAACCUCAGUGAUUCUGGAGCUUGGAAGCUGCCGUUGGAUGUGACGCAACGCGAGCAGUAUAGCAGCUUUUAUUAAUUUCAAAGGAAGCAUUCCAUCAAAGCCUGAUGUCUGACGGCUGUAGUGUAGCAGGGCUGUUAGUGUCCGGAAGUAAUUUAGCCAUUCAUUGUAGUCAUUGCGAUCUCUAGAGUUGCUGUUUUCUCGUGUCAAUUAACUCGUGACAUUCCUGGAUUACUCAUUAUAUUAAUAAAGCCAUAUUUAAUCAACAAAUACGAUAGUCAGUUGAAAAAAGGUUAAGGAUACAAGAUCGUGUACAUAUCUGGCUGUGUUGGCAAAAUCAGUACAUCCCAUCGAGCCAAGCGGGAAGAGGCUGCCUGUUGUCACAGUUUCAAGACCAGUCAGAUAUGUCCAGCUAACCUUACACUAAUGACGCCGUUGGAUCUCAAAACUGAACUUGGAUCCGCAUUAAGUAGCAAUGAUAUCCUUCGCCACUGUCAUCUUACGACAGAUAUCUCAAACCAGUCAUGACUAUUCAACAAAACAAUACAUCAGUUUCAUGUUCUUUCCAGAGUUUGUCUUACUUACUUGAUUGUAUAACUAGCAAAGGAGUUUUGAAGUUGAGAGUGCAGUAUUCAUGAAAUUUGGCAAUGAGGACGAAAACUAGCAUAGUUCAGCUAGUUUAGCCAGGGAAAACGAGCUCGGGCCUUGUGCGCAUGUGCGCCAGCCAGCUGGGCGCACAUGCCCACUAGGCUAAUUCAGGAGACAGAUUGUAGUUUUUAUGCCCUGAUAUCAGGAGAUGGUGGCGAAAAAUUGAUUAAACAAUUGAGACUGAAAUGAAUAAAUCAAAUUACUUAUAUUUAAGGAGUGAAAAUCUAUAUACAGUCCCGAAAUCAGCUGUAACUGCCAAUAGUAAAACAUAGCUUAAAACAAUAUUUGAGUGAACACUAAAUAUACAGAAUAUUAAUGGUGAAUUAGCUUCCUUCUCACAGUUGAUUAAAGCAAAACAUUUAUAUGGGUUGCUGGUUCGAAUUUCGAGUUUAUAUUCAGAGAAAACCGAAGUAAUUUCAGAAUACUUGGGAAAGUUAGCUGGCUAACUCAUUGACCCUGCUCUGUAACAUACCCCCCUAGAGGGUUUAAAUGUGUUCUCACUGUCGUUGUCACCUGGCCUGCCUCUACUGUCUUUACAUUAGACCUGCCGCCAUUACAUCAUAUGGAUUUGACAUCUGAAUGAGAAAUUAAAAAGGACUGGGAUGUUCAAUGGAACUGAAGCUAAAGAUGGUCUGUAGGCCCAUAUUUCAGUACUGGUUUUAUGGAGUUUUGUUUAGCUUCUGUAUGUGCUGAAUGUCUCUCCUCUUCUCUCAGCCAGACUUCCCCUACAAGGACAACCUGCUCUCCAUGGACUCCAGCUGCCUGCUGCUCUUCGUCCUCGUGUUCUUCACCUUCCUCAUCAUCAUGAAGGUCUCUGGGAAAUAGGCUGUGAUUGAAUGCUGCACUCCAUCCCCCCCCCACCCACCCAGAUUCCCAAGAAUAUGCAAUUUAUUUGAUUUACUGCACCUGUUAGUGUUCAUGUGAGAUUUGAUCUGAUUUACCAAUCCGUGAAAGUACUUUAGUAGACUGAUGAUAGACCUUGACUGACAGGUCUUUAAUAGAUGUGUGAUAGGCCUUCAGAUGCUGAAUCAAGGGUGUUUGAGCUGCGUAUAACAAAAGCCUGCACACACUGUGGCUCUCUAGGACCAGGAUUGAGCAUCACUGGCUCAGGUAGAAGGACUAAACAUUUUGACCACUUUCACCCCAGGCUUACCUGAUCAACUGCGUGUGGAAUUGCUACAAGUACAUCAACAACAGGAACGUGCCGGACAUCGCCAUCUACCCCGCCUUCACGGCGCCUCCCCAGGUAUGUUUGUGCCUGAAAAGCCCCCUGAAAAGCCCCCUCUCGUAUUACUGGUAAUCAAAUCUGAAGCAUACCUGUCACAUCUUUUAAAGUGUCCGCAAACAGUUUUGGUUUGAUCCUAGCAGAACUCGGCUAGGCGGCGCAAACGUCUGUGCUCGAAUACUCCCUAAAGACUUUCGCUUGAAGAAUGAGAAAAUAUUACGCCAAUAUUACUGUUGUUUAUCCCUCUUGAGCCACCAUAGCAACAACAUAGCCAGAAACACUUCAUCAAAAUAGUCUGAAUUAAUCUAAGAUAAAUCAAGAAAUCUGUAACUAAUUUUGAUGUUUUUUCCGAGGAAGUUGCGCAAUUUUACAUCUAACGAAGAUGUUUGGGGCAGUAUUUCAAGCGAAGCAAUGUGCAUGAAACAAACACUUAAUUGAAGAAUCCUGUCCAUAGUUCAGUCUUCCACUAGGAGUAGUACCAUUCACCGACGAAGGUACCAAACUUGGACUUGCCUCAAGAAAAAAUGUUGUGUGCUCGAACAGCCGACGAAAAACCCUGCCGAACACCAAAACAAACAAAAAAAGUUUUCCACAAGCACAAACAUUUACAUUUAAGUCAUUUAGCAUAUAUUGCCAGCCUAAUAAUAAAAAAAGUUUCCAGCCAGGCUCCCCCGGGUUAAGACAUUUUUGGUGGCCUCUGGUACAUUCUAAUGCUUAAUUGUAUUUUCAACCAGUAACUAUCAGGAAAUAACACUGAUUUAAAAAAAAAUCACACUAUUACAGUGUUAGUUUUAUCAGCUGUUGUACAAUAUGAUAUAAAACACAGGAAACAUUUAAUUUUGACUGCACUGGACAUUUUAAAGAAUCCUGUAGCCCCGUGUAGCUCAGUUGGUAGAGCAUGGCGCUUGCAACGCCAGGGUUGUGGGUUCGAUUCCCACGGGGGGCCAGUAUGAAAAUGUUUGCACUCGCUCUGGAUAAGAGCGUCUGCUAAAUUACUAAAAUGUAAAUGUGAAAAAAUGCUGACUUCCACAGGCUUCAAGCUUCCAUUUAAGAGGUAUUUUGUCAUCUAUCUGCAAUACGGGUAUGAUUGAAGAAUGAAGCAGGUGUCAAACAUUGGCUUUGCUACACAGAAAGCAGCAGUUGACAACUCCAUUGUCAAUAGUUUUAUUAAAUCAAUAGACCUAUAUCAAUAUCUUUGAAAAUAUAUACAGUACCAGUCAAAGGUUUGGACACGCCUGCUCAUUCCAGGGUUUUUCUUUAUUUUUACAAUUAUUUACAUUGUAGAAUAAUAGUGAAGAUGUCAAAACUAUGAAAUAACACAUGGAAUCAUGUAGUAACCCAAAAAAGUGUUAAACAAAUGAAAAUAUAUUUUAUAUUUGAGACUCUUAAAAGUAGCCACCCUUUGCCUUGAUGACAGCUUUGGUAGUCACCUGGAAUACAUUUCAAUUAACAAGUGUGCCUUGUUAAAAGUUAAUUUGUGGAAUUUCUUUCCUUAAUGCAUCAGUUGUGUUGUGACAAGAUAGCUCUAUUUGGUAAAAGACGAAGUCCAUAUUAUGGCAAGAACAGCUCAAAUAAUCAAAGAGAAACAACAGUCCAUCACUUUAAGACAUGAAGGUCAGUCAAUCUGGAACAUUUCAAGAACUUUGAAAGUUUCUUCAAGUGCAGUCGCAAAGUGCUAUGAUGAAACUGGCUCUCAUGAGGACCACCACAGGAAUGGAAGACCCAGAGUUCAUUAGAGUUACCAGCCUCAGAAAUUGUAGCUCAAAUAAUUGCUUCACAGAGUUCAAGUAACAGACACAUCUCAACAUCAACUAUUCAGAGGCGACUGUGUGAAUCAGGCCUUCAUGGUCAAAUUGCUGCAAAGAAACCACUACUAAAGGACACCAAUAAGAAGAGACACGAGCAAUGGAUUUUAGACCGGUGGAAAUCUGUCCUUUGGUCUGGAGUCCAAAUUUGAGAUUUCUGGUUCCAACUGCUGUGUCUUUGUGAGACGCAGUGUAGGUGAACGGAUGAUCUCCGCGUGUGUAGUUCCCACCGUGAAGCAUGGAGGAGGAGGUUUGGGGGUGCUUUGCUGUUGACACUGUCUGUGAUUUAUUUAGAAUUCAAGGCACAAUUAACCAGCAUGGCUACCACAGCAUUCUGCAACGAUAUGCCAUCCCAUCUGGUUUGGGCUUAGUGGGACAAUUAUUUAUUUUUCAACAGGACAAUGACCCAACACACCUCCAGGCUGUGUAAGGGCUAUUUGACCAAGAAGGAGAGUGAUGGAGUGCUGAAUCAGAUGACCUGGCCUCCACAAUCCCCCGACCUCAACCCAAUUUGAGAUGGUUUGGGAUGAGUUGGACCUCAGAGUGAAGGAAAAGCAGCCAACAAGUGCUCAGCAUAUGUGGAAACUCCUUCAAGACUGUUGGAAAAGCGUUCCAGGUGAAGCUGGUUAAGAGAAUGCUAAGAGUGUGCAAAGCUGUCAUCAAGGCAAAGGGUGGCUACUUUGAAGAAUCUCAAAUAUAAAAUAUAUGUUUUGAUUUAACACUUUCUUGGUUAUUACAUGAUUCCAUGUGUUAUUUCAUGUUUUUGAUGUCUUAACUAUUAUUCUACAAAGUGGAAAAUAGUUAAAAUAAAGAAAAACCCUUGAAUGAGUAGGUGUGUCCAAACCUUUGACUGGUACUGUAAGUAUCAUUUAGCUUUUUCUUUAAAUUAAAUCUGUAUUAUUUGAUCAUUUUUGGAACAGAGUGAGGCUCUCUCCACUAGCCUAUCUAUUGUUCCUGCAGUGAAGUGGAUUCACCAUCUUCAUCGAAUGUUUUCAAAAUUAAUCUGCAGAUAAUCGCAAAAAGGCCUACCAGUAUGCAAAUUAGGGAGCCAAAUGAACUGCUCUCUUACCGAUGAAAUUCGGUAGGCUACUGACGAGUCACUCACUUUAACGUCACUGUCUGGCAAGUCCUGAUGGACUUCAUAUCGAAAAUACAAACGAGAUCUUUACUUGUCCCGAUGUGAUACCAUGGACAUGCACUGUGUACAAAACAUUAGGAACUCUUUCCUUGACAGAUUGACCAGGUGAAUCCAGGUGAAAGCUAUGAUCCCGUAUUGAUGUCACCUGUUAUAAAUCCACUUCAAUCAGUGUAGAUGAAGGGGAGGAGACAGGUUAAAGAAGGAUUUUUAAGCCUUGAGACAAUUUUGACAUGGAUUGUGUAUGUGUGCCAUUCAGAGGCUGAAUGGGCAAGACGGAAGAUUUAACGGGGUAUGGUAGUAGGUGCCAGGCGCACCAGUUUGAGUGUGUCAAGAACUGCAACGCUCUUGGGUUUUUAACGCUUAACAAUUUCCUGUGUGUAUCAAGAAUGGUCCACCACCCAAAGGACAUUUGGCCGACUUGACACAACUAUGGGAAACAUUGGAGUCAACAUGGGUCAUUCGACACCUUGUAGAGUCCAUGCCCCGACGAAUUGAGGCUGUUCUGAGGGCAAAAGGGGGUGCAACUCAAUAUUAGGAAGGUGUUCUUAAUGUUUUGCGCACUCGGUGUAUAUCUACGUUUUAUGAUUUAUGAAGGAUAUGAGGUUGACUUUAUUGAGUCAGUUCGACACCUUUUAUAGACUAGUCAAGCUUGCUUUUCGUCAAUCAAAGCACCGUAAAUGGCCUAUGCGCCACCACUCCGUGGCUGCAUAUGAAACUAGGUAGAGUCCAACAUUCACUUUCCCCAGUCGGCCCAGUCAGGCCAGUUGGCCAAAGAUCUACUGGCCCAAACAUAAUUUCUACUGGCCCGGACAUGGUGUAGUUCUUAAAUGCAUUGGGUUCAUGCAGGGCCUAUAGGUUGGCAUGCUUUCUCUCUAUAUUCAGCUAUUAAUAGGCUACAGAUGGUUAUUAUGAUAUGUAUUAAAAACCUGGGUAAUAUAAUUUAGCAAUGCAAGUCAUUACUCUAUUCUUUUAAAAACGGCAUUGUAUUAAUGGCAUCUGUUUUUGUUUCUGAAGUAUGUCAUUUUGUGAAGAUUUCAAAAUAGGACUCUGCCCCUUUAAGACAAACGUUCCUAAAGGGCAAUCGACAUGGCUACAGUAGGUUAGCCGAGACUAAUGCAACUGCUUGAGAUGUUGUGACUCGUGAGAGCGUGGUGGUGCUUGAAUGAGCGGCCAAUCAUAUUGCUCAAAUACAAAUAGCAUGACAUUUUACGUAGUCUUAAAUGGUAGACUGCGACCAAGCAGGUAAAUGUUGAACUGGAAUGCAAAAAUGCGCUGAAAAGUUACUGUCCCUGUCGGGCCUGUGACUGACGAGAUCCACUGGCCCGACACAUAUUGUCUGAAAACAAUGGGCUUGAUUUCGACUCAUCUUUACCACAUUAUAUGGGAUGUGUGAAUUCAUGCUCUCUCCCUCCGUGUAAAGAAAUUUGACUGGAACCACAUCCACACAUCACACACCCAAAGUUACCGAGAGGCAGGACACAUGGAAGACUGUCAAACCAGCAGUGUUUCUCUGUCAUCGCUCACUUUGUGACUGAACAGGCGCCUGUACUAUCAGUAGAUAGCUAGAAAGUGCGUAUUGUUCAUUCUAGGGGAGAGGGCUCGACAGUCUUUUUUUCUGACUAGUGAAUUGAAAAGUAGCCUAGUUAAUUUAUGUGGAAAAUGUAGCCGGCUGAAAAUUAGUCUCAUCUGCUGUAUAGCCGACAAGCGGCACUAGUGGAAAACACUGAAAAACGUCACAAUGUCGUCAUAAUGAAUGCGCAAACUGUUUUCACUGAGAAGCAUGCGACAGGCUUUAGUCAGUUCAAGACAGCGAAGUGGUUACAAGUGUUACUGAUACAGUACACCCAGUGUAGUCUCCUUCCCAAAUUGUUUAAGAGACAGAUGAAUUAUAGCACUAUCAAAUGUCUCAAAUAUGAUUCAUGUCCAUCUCUUUGGUCCUCUCACACUGCGCAGUAGACUAUAUUUAUAAAUGGAUUCAUUGAUUAAUUAAAUGAAUGUAAUGAUUAAUUUAUUCUCCCUCUCUCCUCAGUACAUCCUACCCACCUACGAGAUGGCAAUGAAGAUGCCAGAGAAAGAGCCCCCUCCCCCCUACAUGCCUGCCUGAAGACCCCCCUCCUCUCUGUGUGUGUGGCGAUCCACAGCUCGCCAUUUUGAUCCUGCCAUGCAUUUCUAGAGAGGGAUACUUUUUUUAAAGGCCCAGUGCAGUCAAAAACGUGAUUUUCCUGUUUGUAUAUACAUUUCCACACUGAGGUUGGAAUAAUAUUGUGAAAAUGAUGAUAAUGCCCUUCAAGUUUCAAGUUGUAUG